AUGGGUUACAUUAGAGUUUGUGCCUGUUUUUUGGUUUAUUUCGGAAUUAAAUCGACCUACACGCAAGAUGAAUCCAUUCCGUUUUCCUCGCCUUAUUACGACCCCUCUACGAGGCAAUCCCUCCGGCUCACCUCCGUAGAAAACGUGCUCGUGGGGGUGAAACAAACCACCAAAAACACCCACAAUUCCCCAUACAAAACCGUAAGAAGAAUCGGAUUCCGAAGCAACGGCUGCUCCUGCAGCAACUUCCUCUGCGGCUGUUGCUUGGGCAUCAAUUUGAACCAGUUCAAUUUCAACAGAGAAGGCUGCUUGAAUUUCACUUACGAUCCGGACGAAUUCGCCAUCAACAUGAACGUUCUGAUGAACAACAACAACAUCUACUCCAACUCGUUUUCAGCUAAGAACCCUCCACCUUUGUGCAUCCCCCUGCCGGUUCCCUACAUCCCCCUGCAAGUGCAGGCCUGCGCGAGGAUCUACGACGUGUACGCCCCGGGCCAGAACCUGCACAUGUGCUUGGACUUCGAGACCAGGGUGCAGCAGGCCACUGUGCUGGUGUUGCACUUCGAUUGCAUGCGGUUCGGGAUGGACGGGGCGGCGUUCCUGAAGCCCGAGGACGGGUCGGGGCUGCCCCAGGGGCCCGGACCCGCGGGCGAGGCCGGCCAAGUCGACGGGGAUGUUUACGACGAGGUCACCGAGACCAAGUACUCGAUUCGAAGGGGGAACGAGCUGGUGUAG
Phyllotreta striolata is the source of this 735-nucleotide messenger RNA. NCBI's taxonomy places the organism in Eukaryota, Metazoa, Arthropoda, Insecta, Coleoptera, Chrysomelidae. The record is from the annotation of a GenBank genome assembly.